Messenger RNA from Cyclospora cayetanensis, 1554 nucleotides. RefSeq names its product ribosomal RNA small subunit methyltransferase H. Bases 1 to 1554 code for a protein of 517 amino acids. The record is from RefSeq and is a predicted model, not a curated record. The transcript is spliced from 7 exons. Gene Ontology annotation, biological process: rRNA base methylation. Gene Ontology annotation, molecular function: rRNA (cytosine-N4-)-methyltransferase activity. Lineage: Eukaryota; Apicomplexa; Conoidasida; Eucoccidiorida; Eimeriidae.
AUGUAUCGAGAAUGCCACGAGCAAGAGGUUUCCGAGGUUCCCUCAUUGCUCCCAAGCGCAGAGCCGAGGAGGCCUAGCCAAAGACACCUGCAAGGAAUUCAUGCCUGGAAAUCCAGGUGCUCGUCUGCCUUUGCUGCCCCCCCGGCUUGGACCGCCUCAAGAAGUGCAGUCGCAUGUGGGCAGUGCUCCCUGGAAGGAGCAGGGGGCCUCGCGUGCUUCUCUCAGACACGAAGGCGCUCGACUACAGCGCUUGGCUCAGAAAUGGCUUCUCAGGGCGGGCAAAAGCGGCAUCAGCAGGAAGAGGAAGCGGGGAAGCGCUUCCACACUCCAGUGAUGCUCGAAGAGUGUCUAGACGUGCUCUUCGGGGAGGACCUAUCCAAGCCACUCUUGGGGGAACUGUCGUCCUCAGAAAAGCCGAAGCAGCAGGCUCCCCAACCCCGACUUUUUAUCGACUGCACAGUGGGUGGCGGUGGGCACGCUGCAUGCAUCGUGAAGAGACUGACAGCACAGGACACACUUGUGUGCUGCGAUAUUGAUGGCGAGGCUAUUGCAGCUGCACACGCUCGUCUGUGUUCUCUGUGUGGCGGCGGGCCUGAAGGGGCCUGCUGCGAAGCCUCUUAUAAGGAGAAGAAGUCUACGGGGGCCCUCGUGGCUAAAAGGGGCCCUGGUAUCCACUUUGUGCAGGGAAACUUCAAGUUUUUGAGAGAGCUUGUUAACACAGCUUUGGGCAAGGACACCAAUGGAUCGGUUGACGGGAUCAUAGCGGACUUGGGGGUGUCCUCUCACCAACUGGAUGCCGUUCAGCGCGGAUUCAGCCACAGACUGAGGGGCCCCCUGCUGCUGCAGUUCUACCACCCCCUACCCAUGGACACCAGCAGGUGCAGCCAGGUGUACGUACACCAAAAGUCGGUGGAGAACGCCAUCGCUCAGCCUUCCCCUGCAGAGUUGUUGCAGCACGCGAGCGGACCACUGCUGCAGCGAAUCCUGUGGCAGCUGGGGGAGGAGCCCUUAGCGAAGCGCAUUGCUGCAGCCCUUCUUCGCCAGCAGCAGCAGCAGCAGCAACAGCAACAGCAGGAAAUGCGUAUUCCGGAUCUCGUAGAUGUAGUGUGCAGCUGCGCACCAUUGGUCCCUCACUCGCAAAAGAAGCGCAUCCUCUCGCGCGUGUUUCAAGUGAGCUGCGUCUUAAAAAGCCUCAUUUCACUGCCACAGGCUCUACGGAUGUACAUUAAUGAGGAGACGCUGGCGCUGCAGCAGCUGCUGACGCAAGCGCUGCAGCUCCUGCUGCCUGGAGGGCGCCUGGUGGUGCUCUCCUUCCACUCCAUCGAGGACAAGAUUGUAGCAACUGCCUUCCAAAAAAACAAAUUGCAGGGGGCAUCAGCAACGGCAGCAGCCGCCCAGCCGCUAGUAGACGAUCCUCUUAGGAAGGGCUGGAAGGGACCGAGGGCGAUUGGUGACGAUGCGUCUGGCUACCGACAAGCGGCAUGGCGACCCCUUUUUAAGAAUUACUUGAAACCAACUGCAGAAGAGGUCGCCAGAAACUCGAGGUACGUGUGA